Pocillopora verrucosa is the source of this 1866-nucleotide messenger RNA. RefSeq lists its product as uncharacterized. NCBI's taxonomy places the organism in Eukaryota, Metazoa, Cnidaria, Anthozoa, Scleractinia, Pocilloporidae. The record is from RefSeq and is a predicted model, not a curated record. Gene Ontology annotation, biological process: DNA integration. Gene Ontology annotation, molecular function: nucleic acid binding.
AUGUCCAAAAGUAAAGUAGCACCCAUAAAACCACAAACAAUGCCGCGAUUAGAACUACUUGCAGCAGUACUCGGGGCAGAAUUACCUAAAUACCUAUCAAAUACCAUACUUUCAAAGUUCUAUACAUCGCAAAUUAUACUGUGGAGUGACUCACAAAUUGUGUUAUCAUGGAUAUCUUCAUCCAAGCCUCUACGACAACAGUUUAUCCGACAUCGAGUGCAAAUGAUUAGAGACAUUACCUCGCAGAGUACGUGGAGAUACUGCCCGACCACGUCCAAUCCUGCAGACCUCAUUACCAGGGGAAUAGACGUUAAAGACUUUAUAUCCAAACAGCAGAGUUGGAAUCAAGGACCCUCAUGGCUUAUAAAGCAAACACAGGAAUGGCCAUCUGUCAACGACAACCAGUUAAAAGACAACAGAGGAAAUUACACGGAGACCCAAUCAAUAAGCGUUAAUCUCGCAAGCGCACAAAAGAGCGCAAAUUUACUGAACGUCAUCGACAUCACCAAAUACAGUACCUUGAACAAGACACUACGAGUUACCGCGCUCGUUAUACUUUUCACCAGGAAACUGAGAGGGAAAAAAAAAUCUGACACAAUUACUACCAUAGACAUGAAACACGCUUGCAUCGUUCUACUCCAAUCUGUACAACAAUUCUACUAUAGAGACAUCCUAUCUAAAAUCAAAGACAAAGGUAAAAGCAAACGGCCAGCAACAAUACAACAACUUAGCCUCUAUUUAGAUGAUGAUGACUUGAUACGAUGUCGCGGAAGGCUUCAAUACGCACAACUUCCACACAACACCAAGUUUCCAAUAUUGAUGCCGAAGGAGAGUCACUUGUCAACUCUUAUUGUUAGAGCAACUCACUGCAUGGUUUUGCACGGCGGCGUACGUGAAACCUUAACGGAACUCAGGCAGUCCUAUUGGAUACCUAAAGGCAGACAGCUAGUAAAAAAGGAAAUAAGGAAGUGCGUAACUUGUAGAAAAGUAGAAGGACCACCAUUUCGCUCAGUUAACGCUCCUCCAUUACCAUAUAUAAGAGUUACAGGGUCCCAACCCUUUCAGGUGACGGGAAUUAACUAUGCCGGACCAUUAUACGUGCGUAAUGCCCACAAAGAAGUCGGAAAAGUCUACAUCUGCCUAUUCACCUGUACAGCAAUACGAGCAGUACAUCUUGAAUUAGUAGAGGAUCAAACAGCCAGCGCAUUUUUGAGAGCCUUCAAGAGAUUUGCAAGUAGAAGAGGAAUUCCAGAAUGCAUAAUUUCGGAUAACGCGAAAACGUUUAAAGCAGGUUCACAAGAUCUAAAAGCCCUCAAAACACAAGUGAUAGAAGCAGCCGAGUCUCAAAGGUUUCUCGCUAACCAUGGCAUCAAAUGGAAAUUUAUCACAGAAAGAGCCCCCUGGUGGGGUGGCUUUUAUGAGCGACUAAUCGGACUAGUCAAAAGAAGGCUGAAGAAAAUGAUUGGAAACACGUCGCUGAAUUCUAUCGAAUUACAGACCAUACUUACAGAGAUCGAAGCUACACUUAACAGUCGGCCACUUACUUAUGCAUAUACAGACAUCAACGACGGUCCACCCCUUACCCCAUCCCAUUUCCUCUGUGGACACAGGCUUCUGACACUGCCAGAUACAGAAGAAGACUCCGACUACAUCCCUCAAGAUUCGGCUAAAGAUCUAACUAGACGAGCGAAGUACCACCAGAAAAUAAUGCAAGCUUUCUGGAAACAAUGGCAAAGGGAAUACUUAACCGGUCUCAGGGAACAACAUUCAUCGCAGAAAAACAUAAACAUAUCGGGGGAACCAGUGACUCAAGGAAAGGUUGUCCUGAUACAUGACGAAACACCGCGAAAUCAAUGGAAACUCUGA